Chara braunii is the source of this 1921-nucleotide messenger RNA. The record is from the annotation of a GenBank genome assembly. Lineage: Eukaryota; Viridiplantae; Streptophyta; Charophyceae; Charales; Characeae.
GGCUGUGGAAGAAGCGGUUCAUCGUGGACGACACUUGCACUCGCCAUCAACCGUCUCUUCAACAUGACGCAAGGCAACACAGCAACACGUGACUGGCUCACGGAAUGGCAAAAGAUCGCGGCAACGCCCGAUCUCGACUUGCCAUUUACGCAUCUGCACCGUGAGUUCUACAACAGGUCAUGCGCUGCAUUGAGCCUUGCUCUUGGUGAUCGCGAGCAGUAUGUAACCUUCGCUGAGAUCAUUGAGAAGGCGAGGGAGAUCAUCAACACCAACAGGGCGGCUGCACACAAGAGGUCAACAUGGCAGCCGACCUAUGUGGAGAAGGUAAUCACUGCAGUCCAAUUGGACAGUGGAGAAGACCCGGCAACCGCCCAAGCAUUACGUGAGGCAGAUCAGGUGGCUGCUGUCCAGCCGCGAAGCAACAACAAGUCCCGAGUUAAUGGGAAGGCGAAAUCAGCAUCGCAGGCCGGAAACGAACAGCCAGCACCAUGGGUCAAGCUCAACUUGAACGAGGCCGAGUACAAGUACCACAAUCGUUACGGCUGCUGUUACUGGUGCAACAGCACCAAGCACAAGACCUCCCUUUGCCAGGAUCAGGCCAAGGAGGAUGUGCGGCCUCCUUCGCCGCAAUCUAUCGCCAGGGAUUCGACGUCAUGGUCAAGACUUGAAGAGCUCGACCCGUUGACGUUCACAGACUUCCAAUGGAUGCCCGUUCCCCCGACUGGUCGAUUGUCGAAACCUCAUUGCAACGUGCUCAUGGCACAAUUGCGGGAGUACUUGCACACUGCAGUACCGACUCCGUUGAUGGACGCCGGAGUAGAGGUUGUCGACCUUCACGCCUACAUUGCGAAGAUUGACCGCGAGUUCAAGACGCAACGUCGGAGUUUGGACGAGCAUGUGGAACACCUGCGCACCGUUUUGGAGAGGCUACGACAAGCCAAGUACAAAGCCAACCGCGACAAAUGUGAAUUCGCGCGGCAGGAGAUGGAGUACUUGGGACAUUAUGUGACGCCGCAAGGCAUCCGUCCGCUGGCGAACAAGAUCGAGGCCCUCCGCGUAUGGCCUGAGCCCACCAACACCACGAACGUUCGUUCAUUCAUGGGGUUGGCGGGCUACUAUCAGCGAUUCAUCACCAGAUACUCAAGGAUUGCUGCACCUAUGACGAGAUUACAAUCGCCAAAGGUGCCAUUCGUAUUCGAUGACGAUGCACGCCGGUCAUUCCAAGCACUUAAGACGACCAUGCUCAUGGCACCCGUCCUUAGCAUCUAUGACCCCACCCUGCCCACGAGAGUGACAACUGACGCUUCCGGCUAUGGCAUUGGGGCAGUCUUGGAACAACACGACGGUGACGACUGGCACCCUGUGGAGUAUUUCAGCCACAAAGUGCCUCCCAUCAACUCGCUUGAUGAUGCAAGGAAGAAGGAGCUGCUCGCGUUCGUGAUGGCUCUCAAGCGAUGGCGACACUUCCUCCUUGAGUGUCGUAGGUUCACAUGGGUUACGGACAACAACCCACUGACUUACUACAAGACGCAUGAUACGGUGAGCAGCAUGAUCGGACGAUGGAUGUACUUCAUCGACCAAUUUGACUUCACACCGAAACAUCUUCCCGGCCUCUCCAAUCGCGCAGCAGAUGCACUCUCGCGAAGACCUGAUCUUUGCGUUAUGACACAUCAUGCCUUCGCAUUCGACGAGGAACUUCAGCGACACUUCAUCCGGUGAUAUGAGUCAGAUCCGAACUUCGCCACGUUGUAUGCGCAGCUAUCUUCGGAUCACCCGCCGGCCAGCCACUAUCGCAUUGUCGACGGGUACUUACUCCUCCACUCGAGAGGCAAGGACUUAUUGUGUGUCCCACGAUACCAUCGUCUUCGGACUCGCAUUCUCGGUGAGUAUCAUGACUCGCGUCUCGCGGGCCAUUUCGGAG